ACCUGUUGAGUGUCGGAGGGAAGUGUUGAAGGGUGGGCGUGGGCACGCGCAGUGGAGAGUGUACGCUGCUUCUGAGAGUCACGCACAGACAUCCGUCCUGCUUGCGCUUUCCGCUGCUCACUUUAACCAGUUACAAGAUCUGAACAGUUUGAAGCCUGAAGAUGUCGAAGAUCUGCUCUUUGGUGUUUUUGACAUUUAUGUCCCUGGUGUUUGUAAAGGCGGAGGCCGAGGAAGAGGAUCCAUUUACAUUUGACUACCACAGACUGCGGGUUGGAGGCCUCAUCCUGGCUGCCGUCCUCUGUCUCAUUGGCAUCACUAUUCUCUUCAGUGGCCACUGCAGGUGCAAGUUCAACCAGAACAAGAGAACAAGAUCAGGAAGCAACGCUCAGCAGAUGCUCAAUGAGAAAGGUAAUGUGAUUUAUACUCUUCUGCUAAUAUUUACUUAUUAGCAGGUUAUUCUCAGA
Fundulus heteroclitus (mummichog) is the source of this 464-nucleotide messenger RNA. RefSeq names its product phospholemman-like. The coding region runs from base 162 to 449 and encodes 95 amino acids. Gene Ontology annotation, cellular component: membrane. Gene Ontology annotation, biological process: regulation of sodium ion transmembrane transporter activity. The record is from RefSeq and is a predicted model, not a curated record. Gene Ontology annotation, molecular function: sodium channel regulator activity. The transcript is spliced from 7 exons. NCBI's taxonomy places the organism in Eukaryota, Metazoa, Chordata, Actinopteri, Cyprinodontiformes, Fundulidae.